Messenger RNA from Triticum urartu, 617 nucleotides. Its product is annotated as COMPLEX 1 LYR-like protein. The record is from RefSeq and is a predicted model, not a curated record. NCBI's taxonomy places the organism in Eukaryota, Viridiplantae, Streptophyta, Magnoliopsida, Poales, Poaceae.
AGCCUUUCUCUCUCGCUGCUGCUCCCUUCCGCCUCCAUCCUCCUCCAGCCGCGACAGCGCGCGCGGCGUUUCGUUCCAGCGCGAUACAUCGGGGGUGGUCGGCGAGGCGAGGCGGCGGUGGGGGAUGGCGAAGGCCGGCGGGGGCCUGAUCUGGGCGACGGCGGAGGACCUGGCGCGGAACCGGCCGGUGGUGCUGUCCAUGUACCGGCAGAUCCUGCGGGCGCUCAACUCGCCGGCGCUGCCGCUGGGCCACGCGGCGCGGCUGGCCAAGAAGGCCGAGUGCCGCGCCAUCUUCAUCUUCGGCGCCGAGGAGAGGUCGCUGCACAACAUCCAGGACCUCCUCGCCGCCGCGCGCCACACCCUCGGCCUCCUCAACCGCGGCCGCCUCCCCUAGAGAGCAAGGAACGAGCCUAGCCCUAACCUCCUCGCGGGUACCUCGUCUCUUCCCCGUUUACUUUAGCCUAUGCUCGAGUCGAUUGUAAUGUAGUAGUACGGCAUUAAUCUGGUGCCAUUUUGUUCAAUUGAAACAAUCCGCAGCCCAGUCGUUCCUCUAUGUAUGCACUGCAAAUCAUAAAUAUGUUGCGAAGCCGAUAAGAAACGAAAAUUGUCGCCAUGAA